GAACCUGGCCUCGUUCCUCUACCACCACCGCGAGUUCUCUCGCGCUGAGCGCCCAGCCCUAGCUGAGCCGAGGUUCUAUGAUGCGCUGAACAAGGUUGCUGAUGUGCUUCAGAGCAGCUGGAAGGCCCGCGCCGAAGAGGUGAACAGGACAGUGGCUGGGCGGUCCGGGGGCAUCGACCGCGCUGCGAAGGCCCCUGAGGCUGAGGUGCCUGCACGGAGGGCCAUGCUCCACCGUUGCCACCAAAACGGCUUGAUUUCGAUCAGCUUCCCAGUGGUCCCCACCCUGGAGACCGUCGUCAGCGCCUCGUGCCUCAUCGGCUCUCGCAGGGCGUUGCACUUGCACUUGACCCAACGCGUCACGGACAUCCCGGCUGGCACCGGAGCGGCAGUCUUGAGGAUCUCCCAUGCGAUGCUGACAGCGGCGCCCCAGAGCUGGCAGAAGCUCUUGACAGCUGGCGAGGCCGGAGCGCUUGCUGAGGCUUCGCUGGCUGUGAACACGUCUGGCUUGGGGCUUGGCGAGGCAGGAGCUUUCUUCGUGCGCCGCGAAGAUCGCACUCGAGCUCUGGCACUGAGAGACAGGCUCCUCAACUCCUCAGACCUGAUCAUGGCCCUGCGCAAGCUCUAUGAUCUCUUCUCGGCCUUUGUGCCCAGCGCCAGCAUCAGGGGAUCGCA
Messenger RNA from Durusdinium trenchii, 672 nucleotides. NCBI's taxonomy places the organism in Eukaryota, Dinophyceae, Suessiales, Symbiodiniaceae. The record is from the annotation of a GenBank genome assembly.